Messenger RNA from Drosophila mojavensis, 1035 nucleotides. RefSeq lists its product as uncharacterized. Bases 338 to 1003 code for a protein of 221 amino acids. The transcript has 2 exons. NCBI's taxonomy places the organism in Eukaryota, Metazoa, Arthropoda, Insecta, Diptera, Drosophilidae. The record is from RefSeq and is a predicted model, not a curated record.
CAGCUACAAUUGAUUACUCCGAUUUCCAGCGGGCAGUUCAAUAAGGUUAACAAGCUGAAAUUUAAGUUGUCUCCAGCUGAAGUUGUGUUGUUUACUUUGAAACACAAAGACAGGGAUUAUAAUACAAGUGAACAGAGUUUUAUUUGUUAUUGGAACUGGUUCCAACUCUAUUGUAAAAGAACUUCCGGUCUGACGAGGGAACGCAUAAUUAUAAUCCCAAAGCGUUGCAUCAACAUCUGGUCGGGCUUGGCGUUAUCAAGGCUUAUUGACUUAACAUUGAAUCAGCUAGCUCGGCAUUUAAGACCGCUUACAUAAUCACCAAUCAAGUUUUCUCAGCAUGACUGCACCUUCCAUGUCGCUGUUGAGCCUCGACGAAUAUUGUUUGGCGAAUAUAUUCAAAUAUCUCGUGCUGGAUGAGUUAAUGGUGCUGUUGGGUAAAGUUCAUCCGCGCAUCGACAACGCUAUUCAACGGCAGCUGCGCAAAUACCGUAACUUUGAAUUUUCGAUGCGUUUUCCGCCUCAAUAUGAAACAGACCAACUUCGCAUGCUUGGCAAAUACAUCCAAUAUAUCAACAUAAAUGUGGGAUACUCCAUAGACCAGGAGGAUGUGUUAGCCAUUCUUCGACCCCUCUGUAUGGGCGCUAAGGAAAGUAGACGUAUCAAGGGACUCAAAAUACAACAUGCCAAAAUAACGAUGGAGUAUAUGGACGUAAUCCGCCUGGUGGCUCCUCUGCUGCUCGAAUUGGAUCUUCGUUGCUGUGACGUAGAGGACUCUGAUCAAUUGUCGCUGCUAUUAAAUUCGGCAACACAACUGAAGAUGCUGGCACUAAACAACAAGGAUGUGAUAGGUCUGGAAGCAACGCUGCUUAGUCGGCUGCGCAUCUUACAAAUUAAUUGGGUAGUGGGAUCAAAUCUUUCGUACGUCACUACAAUCAGCCAUCUAUUUCCAUUACUGAAAGUUGCUGUAUACCAGGGUAAUUUAGGGGCCCUAUAUUUGCCCUAAUAAACGUAUAAGUGCGGAAGUAUAAAAAUUUA